GAAAGUAACAGCGGGACUGCUAACGACAACCAAAGUAGACAAAUUAACGAUUUACGAACUAUUUUAACGAUGCGUGUUUAAUGUUCCACCUCUGUUAGACUGUUUUAUUAUCCUGCGAACAUGUUUUCAAUACGUAAGGUCCAGUUUGUGUUGGUCUGUGUGGACUUACUUGGAUAUGCUGUGAUGCCUUUACAUGGACACACAUGGAGUUUUCAGCGGACAGAGAAAGUGGAUUUGUUACAGUGUUUCUCCAAGAUGGUGGCCACCAAUGUGUCCCUAUCAGUGGACAGUCUGAGAUGUCCAACUCUCCAAAUCGGCCUUUAUGACAAUCUUAUGAUGGCUACACAGCAGGCUUUUGGAUCAAGGUUUUCUGAUGAGUUCAGUAUGCUGAUGAGGCUGCGCAGCUCUCAGAAGGAGGAGAGCAGUGUGUUGACUCUAUUAAACGCCCAGCAUCACAUCCACCUGCAGCUCCGUCUUAGCCCACAUUCACUAACCUUUAUUUCCACCCAACACAGAGAAUACGAGUUCCCAGUGGGGUCUCUGUGUGAUGGCCAGUGGCACCAGGUAUCACUGGGCGUCUCCCCGCUCUGGCUGGAGGUUUAUGUGGAUUGUUCUUUGGUGGAGAGGGUGAACUGGGCCUAUCCUUGGCAGGGCAUCUCUACUGAUGGCCUGCUGAUAAUCGGAGGCAGCCUGGAGGGCUUUGAGACCCCCUUUGAAGGUGCUGUGAGACAAAUGACCUUUGUGAUGGGGGAUCCAGAUGCUGCCAGAGACCACUGUACUCUCCAUCAGCCUGCCUGCAACCUAACAACCUCCAAUGCACUCUGGAAUGUGCAUUCUGGCACCAGGCCCCAUGAGUCAUCUAACAGAGCAGAAGGACCUUUGCAUGAGGAGUCCAUACAUCUGGAUCACCUGUUAGAGAGAAACCCUCUAGAAUACACCCAUCAAGAUGCUGCUGGCCAAAGUCAUGGCUUUAUACUUGUCGAUGAACCUCACAUCACAUUAGCCAAUAACAAUGAAGACAGAAGAGUUCAGGAGACAGAAUCCUAUCCAAACAUCCAAAUGUUACAUGAAAAUGCAGCAGACACAGGCUUAUCUAUUGUAGUCAACUUAGCCUCGUCUGAUUCACUGACACAAAUGUCUGAGGUAAAAGCUCCUAAUGUUACUUUACUGAUGGAUGAGAACAUGAUACAUUUGACAACAUCUAAGAGAGAAACUAACAGUCUUUUAAGAAACAACAAGGAAGGGUGGCAUUCCAGUCUGCAGCAAGGGGAGUCAUUACCAUCUGUACCUGCUAUUGGAACAGGGAACAUUAUCUAUGGAUCUGACCAGAGGAUCUACCGAAUCCACAAAGGCCCCCCUGGUCCAAGGGGACCACAGGGAAGAAGAGGCUGUGCUGGGAGAGAAGGCUAUGUUGGAUUUAACGGUGACAAGGGCUCUCAAGGCAAUCGAGGCCUGAAUGGGAGGAGAGGGAAUCCAGGACCUCCGGGAGCUCCAGGACUUCCUACUCUCUACCUAUGGAGGAACUCUGAGGAGGACUGGACUGCUUUUAGGAGAUCAGCUAUCCAUCAAAUGCUCCGAGCUGGCUGGCCGGUGACACCUGGCCCACCUGGAACCAUGGGUGAAAUGGGCAAACCUGGUCCUCCAGGUAUUCCUGGAGAUCCAGGGGACAGAGGGAUACCAGGACAGACAGGAGACAUGGGUAACUCUGGGCCAAAGGGCGUCUCUGGUAAUCCAGGGAGGUGGGGCAGGAAUGGCAGUCAAGGAGUAAAUGGGCAUCGUGGGCCACCAGGACUACCUGGGCUGCAGGGUCCCAGAGGUUUUAAAGGAGAAGGGGCUUCACCAGGGGAGAAAGGUGAUGAGGGUUUCCCUGGUGAGCCUGGACCAAGUGGAGACAGAGGAGGAGCUGGAGAAAAGGGAUCUAAAGGGGAACCAGGAGAAGACGGACCUGUUGGCCCUCCUGGUCCUUUAGGUCAAAGGGGCAUUCAGGGGAUUCCUGGAGCUCCAGGGCCACAGGGAUACUCUGGAGAUGAUGGAUUGCAGGGUCCUCCAGGACCAGUGGGUGCACCAGGGGCCACAGGAGGUAUAGGACCACCUGGAAUUAAUGGGUCUGAGGGGGAUCAAGGUCCAACUGGUCCACAAGGUCGUAAAGGCCCAUCAGGACCGUCAGGAUUAACAGGAGAAACGGGCUCACCUGGACCUCGAGGGACUGAGGGUCAACCAGGCAGUAAUGGCCCUGCUGGUCCAAAAGGAGAUGUGGGUGAAAUAGGGCCUAUGGGAACAAAAGGAUUUCCUGGCAGUGAAGGGCCCAUGGGGAUGUCUGGAAGUCCUGGUCCAAAAGGAUUCGCCGGUGGCACAGGCUCUAGAGGACUGGAUGGUGACAAAGGAGAGGCUGGACCCAAAGGACACAGGGGCCCACCAGGUGCUGCAGGGAUCCUAGGCCGUCAGGGAGAGAGAGGUGAACGUGGAAACACAGGUCUUCAGGGGACGAGAGGUCAACCUGGGCACCAAGGAAAAGAGGGUGAAGAUGGGGAGGCUGGUCUUCAGGGAGUGGUUGGUAAACAGGGGCCAAAGGGCAUCAGAGGCACCCCAGGCCAAAAUGGAAAUUUAGGGCUAAAAGGACCAAGGGGUCGCACAGGACUCCCUGGCCUGUUUGGUCUACCUGGCAUGCCGGGUUUUAGAGGCAGAGUUGGGAUUGAGGGACCAGAAGGAAAGCCUGGUACACAGGGUGUUCCUGGUUCUGCUGGCUCUCCUGGCCCUGAAGGAGACAGAGGGUUUCCCGGUGUGGCUGGUGAUCCAGGGCAGGCAGGUUCUCUAGGAGCUCCGGGUCCUCCAGGAAAGCCAGGUCAGGACGGGAUCCCUGGACCAGCUGGGGAGAAGGGCUUCACAGGGAAACCAGGGUUGAUGGGCCCUCAAGGACCUGUGGGCAUGUAUGGUUACCCUGGAGCUGUGGGUCUGACUGGGAGACCAGGCCACAUCGGGCAAAGGGGAGAUGCUGGUGUCAGAGGCCCUCCUGGCAUCCCAGGAAAGACUGGACCUCUAGGUCAGCAGGGCCCUCCUGGUGAGAGAGGACCUCUGGGACCACAGGGCCGUCAAGGAGAGUUGGGGCCCAAAGGCGUUCUGGGACUGCCAGGCCCUUCAGGGCAGCCAGGAGCAGAGGGUGGCAAGGGGCGCCCUGGUCCCCCAGGGAGCCAGGGGCCCCUGGGGCCACAGGGGUUGGCCGGACCUAGAGGGUUUCCAGGAACACCUGGGAUAACUGGACUGAUGGGUCAGACUGGAGAGAAAGGAGAGCAGGGAGCAGUGGGUCCGACUGGUGAUAUUGGUGCUCCAGUUCUGGAUGGGCAGCAGGGUCUUCCAGGACCAGCUGGUGAAGAAGGGUCUCCUGGAACAAAAGGUGACCAGGGAGCUGUGGGCCCCCAGGGACAACCAGGGCGCUCGGGACCAAAGGGAACGCUAGGACCUCAGGGCUCCCAAGGGCUGCAGGGUGAGCCUGGACAGAGGGGCAAAGAGGGAGAUUUUGGAGAGCCUGGCAUUCCUGGGGAUCCAGGUGCUAAAGGAACAAAGGGAGAUAUGGGAAAUCGUGGCCUAUCUGGACCUGAGGGGCCUCCAGGAGUCCCAGGAACACAAGGACCAAGGGGGUCAAAAGGAGAAAAGGGUUAUGCAGGCUUGAUGGGUCAAGGUGGCCUAACGGGGAAGGUUGGACCAUUAGGCUUAUUAGGACUACAAGGUUUGCCAGGUAUUUUUGGGAUUCCAGGACCUGAUGGGCCACCAGGACAGAAGGGAGACAAAGGUCCUGCUGGUUUGAGUGGGGAGCCAGGGAUUCCAGGUCCUAAGGGGGUGGCAGGAAGCCCAGGUGUGAAAGGUGACAUGGGAAAGCCUGGAGCAGUGGGGUCUGCAAGAGCCACAGGAAGACCAGGCGGCCCUGGUCCAAAGGGCUUUUCUGGACCUGAGGGGCUAAGAGGAGAGCCUGGACAGAAAGGGGAGCCAGCAGAGGCGGGUCCUGAUGGCCUACCUGGAAAUAAAGGACUUCCAGGAUUAGCAGGACCAGAGGGUGUUAUGGGCGACAUGGGACUUCAGGGUCCUGUUGGCCUUCCAGGACAUCAGGGACCAAUGGGUAGACCUGGGCUGGAGGGAAGAAAAGGACAAAAAGGUCAAAAGGGAGAUGGUGGAAAAAGUGGACGUCCAGGAAAGGAUGGACGCACUGGGAGGAAGGGAAAAAAAGGGAAAGCUGGAAAUAGAGGGAUAAGAGGAAGGCUGGGAGAAAAGGGGAAGAUGGGCGAUUUGGGUACACUUGGUCCUCCAGGGCGACACGGUGCAUAUGGUGACACUGGUCCACGUGGAGGAAAAGGUGAAAUAGGUAGACCAGGCUUUAAGGGAGAACCUGGGGCUAUAGGACCAACUGGCCCCCCUGGUGGAGAAGGGUUGAAGGGAAUGCUAGGCCCUGUUGGAGAGCCAGGAAGAGCUGGUCAAAAGGGAGAGCAGGGGGAUAUUGGUCCAUCUGGUAGACGAGGUGCUCCUGGCCUGCCUGGGCUCCCUGGUUUGUUUGGACAUAAGGGUUUGAAAGGAUUUACUGGACCACCAGGCAAUGUUGGAGAAAAAGGCUUACCUGGUCCACCUGGCCCACCCGGACCCCGAGGAACCUCCCUGAACCUCACACUGACUCAGCUGAAGGAGCUCACGUACAUGUCCGACAAGCCCAACUACAUCCUGGUCCAGACUCUGUUGGACUCCCUUCAGAGAGAUCUUCACUGGUUCAUAAACCCACCAGAUGGCAGCAAACAACAUCCGGCUACUACAUGUCUUGAGCUGUGGCUCGCUCAGCCCAACUCCACUAACGGGAUGUAUUACAUUGAUCCUAACCAGGGGAGCCCAGCUGAUGCUUUUCAAGUGUACUGUGACUUCACAGCAGAGCCAAAGACCUGCCUGUCUCCACUGCAGCCUCAGGUUCCAGUAAAAGCUUGGCUGAAGGAUUCUGGCACCAAUAUGUCAUUUCACUGGCUCAGUACAGUUGAAGACGGCUUCCAGUUUGAGUAUCCGGGAGCAACAGAUGUGGUGCAGAUGAGGUUUCUGCGACUGAACAGUAGAUUCUCCACUCAGACCAUCACUUACUCCUGUCAGCCAGGACAUGGACAAAGCCACAGAGAGAGGGAAGUCAAGUUCCUGGCUGACACUCGUAGGCAGAGUUACUUGGCAGCACUGCAAGACUGUGUGCUGGAGAUGGGGGCCCAGGAUUCAGUUUUUCAAUUUGAAAGUGAAGAUCUCCAAAUGCUGCCUCUCAGGGACUUGGCAGUAUUUGGAAACAACAAACUAACCCAGGAGUUUGGCUUCACCAUAGGACCAGCCUGCUUCAGCUAGGGGACCCCACCUCUUUGCAUCAUUGCAUCUGUGUGGUGGUCUGCAGUUAUACAGAUCUGAACAGGAAAACCAUUUGUUUCUGGCACUUUUGUACUUUAUAGAAUUACAUCAUUGCUUUAUAGUUCAGAGUUGUCUAAUUCUUUUUAAAGUGUGCUGACCAGCCAAUUUAUUCUGGACAUCUUGAGCAAUUUUUUUAAUUACAACGUUUUUUUUUUUUUUUUUUUUAACAAAGCUGUGAGGACAAAAGACACAAAGUGAACUGAAGAUCCUCCAGGAGAGAGAGUUUCCUCUGUACAGACUGCUGGCUUGCCCACAUUUCAGAGCAGGGAUAUUUUGAACCUGAAAUUCUUGACAGUUACCAUGUUUUGUACAUUUGUUUGUGUGUUUUUGAAACAUGCCUAUUUAUGUAAAUGCUUGACAUUCAUUUAAUUUCAAAUCAUUUUAAUUUGAAUUCGGGUACAUUUUUACUUGAUCAUUGUGUUCAAAUUACUAUAUAGGUGGUGCUGGAAGCUUUCAGUGACAACUCAUGGUUCAGCAAAGCUAAUAUGAUUGCUUCCUCUAUUGUGGGCUCCAAUUCUUUCUAUGUUGUCCGAGAUCAGCAAUGUUGACAUGGUCUGCAAAUGGUCAGAGUCAAUUGUCAGUAAAGUAAUCCUCAUACAUUUUUGCAACUUGCCGCCCCUACAGCUUUGAAGUCCUAUUCGCAAACAUCAAGCAUGUCCAACAACACAAGACAUAGGAACCCAGCUAAUAUUACUCACUAGUCCAACAGAAGGCCAGCUUACGGUCUGUCUGCAGCUCUCACCAUCAACUAAAAGCUCAAUGUGAUUUUAUGGUGUACAAGAGCUUUGUCCAAAUUGUCACCUAUUUGAACCUAAAUGUUAAAUGUAACUAUUGUAAAUACAUCAUGUAGGUGUUGUAGAUAUUUUUGAACCUAGUUUUUUGGUCAUCGCCUGUAUUAGUGCCUCAGUCAUCUCCAUCUUUUGUCAUGAGCUGUUUUCUGAGUUUGUGAUUUUUUUUAAUUUAUGUUGUGUUUUUUAGGUUUUUGGUUUGAUUUGCUGCACAAAAAUUAAAGUUACAUUAAUUGAUUAUUUUUUUGGCCACUUGGGGGCUGCAGAACAAGCUGAACACACAAUAACAUAUAUAACCUUAUAAAGAAGUCAAGGGGAAGUAAACAUUUGCUUAUUGCAAAAAUAGUGUUUAUUUGGAGUGGUACUUGGUUCACCUGAUGAAUGCUGUCCAAUAUUUACUCUAUAUUUAGCUCUGUUAUGUUCUCCACCAACUCUUGAGAAAAAUGUUGCUCUUUAGCGGCUAAAAGCUCCACUAUGUUCACCAGCUAGUCUCUAACCUUGUAUGUCUGCUGUUUGCUGCUGAGCAGGUAGUGUACAGUGGGUUUAUUCUAGCUUUUUUUUCCUCUUCGGUUUUUUGCUAAAAAACAUCUGUCUGAAAAUGCAGUUCAUGGGAGCAGAGUUGCAGGCAAGAAAACAAUGUGCUAAAAGGGAACUGCAGUCUGGUGAUGACUCUCUGUGGGUUUGUCAGUGUUGGACACAUGUAUUCAUUCAUCACUUGGUUAUAUAAAAAAAAAAACCUAUUAGUGCAGCUUUAACCAAUAAAUGAAGGGAUUUUGCUGUUUUAGUUGUGUAUAUACUCAUGCAUGGCUCAGUAGGUAUCCUGCAGGGUUAGAGUGUAUUCCCUCGAAGCUACCUGUGCUAAAACUGUAUAAUGUAUACAGUUACAUUUAAUACUGUAUGGUGCUUCAUCAUAAAUUCAUUGAAAUGGA
Molecule: messenger RNA, 7129 nt
Organism: Dicentrarchus labrax (European seabass)
Lineage: Eukaryota; Metazoa; Chordata; Actinopteri; Moronidae
Product: collagen alpha-1(I) chain
Exons: 68
Coding region: 121-5352 (1743 amino acids)
Molecular function (GO): extracellular matrix structural constituent
Source: RefSeq, a predicted model, not a curated record